Messenger RNA from Hermetia illucens (black soldier fly), 6640 nucleotides. RefSeq names its product activated Cdc42 kinase-like (gene Ack-like). The transcript has 12 exons. Gene Ontology annotation, biological process: protein phosphorylation. The coding region runs from base 376 to 4713 and encodes 1445 amino acids. The record is from RefSeq and is a predicted model, not a curated record. Gene Ontology annotation, molecular function: ATP binding; protein binding; protein tyrosine kinase activity. NCBI's taxonomy places the organism in Eukaryota, Metazoa, Arthropoda, Insecta, Diptera, Stratiomyidae.
AGAUGGCCGUUUGACUGCCACCGCAGGCAUCGCGCGACAUGUCCGAGCUGUGCCCUUAGUUUUCGCGGAUUUCAUGAACGAAAAAACCGUGAAAGUGUUGCGAAAAUAUGUGAAAAGUGUACGGGAGGCGUUUCAAAGCGCAACGUGCCAGUGAUUUACAGUGUGAGACGUGGAAUUGUGCGUGCGAAAAUCGAUCCGUGUGUGAAUUUGGGAGUGAAGUUUUCCGUGGAGCAACGUCAAACGUCAGCGGCGUGAAAACAUCAACAAAACUCCCCCGCAUUUCUAGGUUUUCAGCGUUUCGUGGGGAGCGGUAGCAGUUGCACAUUGCGUCAGCGUUGCAGUCUCGUCGUGGGAGCAGUUGCAGCCGUGGCGGAAAUGAUGGGCGAAACCAAACAGAUCGACUUGUAUGAAUUUCUUGUCGAAUCUGAGCUACAACACUACUACAAUUCCAUCAAAACUGAACUGAAAAUCACCAACGUCGUGCAUUUAAAGUAUGCAUCGGAUGAGGAUUUAAAGUUGAUUGGUCUUUCACGACCUGAAAUCCGACGCAUGCGAAAAUUUUACGAUAGAUACUAUCCGCACGGAUAUCUCAGUAAAUUUAAAAGACUUUUACAGAAUCCUAGGCGCGAUGAAGGCUCACUACCAAAUCAAAUGGCUUCUGCCUCAGAACUGGUUAAGCCAUCAAACUCGCCAAGCAAAGUUCCAAGCAAUAAACAUAUUAUUCCUGCUGAAUCGAUUUGUAUUAAUAAACAAUUGGGAACGGGUGAAUUUGGAAUUGUGCAACAAGGCGUUUGGACAAAUGGAACUGAAAGGAUCCAAGUUGCGAUUAAAUGUCUAUCGCGUGAACGGAUGCAAUCCAAUCCAAUGGAAUUUCUGAAAGAAGCUGGAAUUAUGCAUUCUAUUGAUCACGAGAAUAUCGUGCGACUUUAUGGUGUCGUUUUGGGCACUGACUCAUUAAUGCUUGUGACUGAAUUAGCCCAUUUACGUUCAUUGCUCGAGUGCCUCAAGGAUUCGGGAUUGCGUGUUAAUUUUUUAACGGUACCGACUCUAUGUGAAUUUGCGAUGCAAAUAUGUAAUGGCAUGAUGUACUUGGAAAAUAAGCGUUUAAUUCAUAGAGACUUAGCAGCCAGAAAUAUUCUGGUUUUUAGCAAAAAUAAAGUUAAAAUAUCGGAUUUCGGAUUAUCACGAGCGUUAGGCGUCGGAAAAGAUUAUUAUAAGACUAAUUUUAAUGUCAAUUUAAAACUUCCCAUUGCAUGGUGUGCACCGGAGUGUAUUAACUAUCUCAGAUUCACAAACGCGUCAGAUGUUUGGGCGUAUGGUGUUUGUUUGUGGGAAAUGUUUUCUUAUGGUUUCCAACCAUGGGCAGCUCUGACAGGCAUCCAGAUUCUGGAAGCUAUUGAUGAACCAAACUAUCAGCGCCUCGAACAACCGGAAUGUUGUCCACGUGAAUAUUAUAGUCUAAUGUUAAAAUGUUGGGCUCAUGAUCCGGCAAAAAGGCCAAAAUUUAGUGAUAUAUAUGCCAUACUACCCGACAUGAAACCUGAACAAUUAAAAACAAUCGUUAGUAAUUGCGAACCGAAAAAGGAUCAUCUAAUGUAUCGGCAGGGUGAAAUUGUUACAGUCUUAGACAAGUGUACAAAUUCACAGUAUUGGAAGGGUAUUCUAAACUCAGGGAAAACGGGUCUUUUCAAUCCGGCCAAUACAGUAGCUUAUGUCGAGGGUCUUCCAACUUCAAAUAACAGGGAUUCAUUUUGUCGAACAAGUGAUCGGCAAAGCAAACGGAAACUUCGGACGGAAAUGAUAUCGAUGCCACAGAAUGAUUUCAAGCAUACAGGACACGUAGGAUUAGAUGGAGCGUACUUUGGGGAUGUUGCAUUUAUAGCUAGCUCUCAGAACUACAAUCAACUGCCACGUCAAAUCGUGACCCCCUACAAGCCAUCCGAGGAUAUCGAACAAACUCCACUCCUUCUCCCUCCCACUCCAACCAGUCCGGACUCCCUGCAAACAGCUAGCGGCUACUUCCCCGAGGCUACCUCAUCUACAAAUCCCUCCUUUGUCAAUUCAAAUGAAAAUACACCCAAACAUCAAUCAAAUGCCUUUGGAACAUCUUUCGAUUUUCCACCAAAAGCAGUAUUUAGCUCAUCAAAUCCAUUCGCCAGCAGUGCAAAUGCAGCGGACACGUCAUCAACUCUAGCCUUGCAAAAUAACAAUUACGGUCUGGAAGCGAAUGCGUUCACAAAUGCUAAUUUGGAAGAUGAUUCGUUACAUGAUCCCACCUUGUCAGUAACCGCUCAAUCGAAAAACGUCAAGUGGAUGGAAAGUGACUCUGAUGCCCAGCAUGAAUAUCACGAAAUCUCCGAUGACGAAAUAACAAUUGGCACUGGGCCGUCAUUACUGGAUGAGAUCAAUUCCAUGUUUGGUUCGAUGUCGACGACAACGGCAACAACAGUAUCGGGGAAUGUGGAUACGGGUCCUAAAUCACCUGAUUUUGAACACACGAACAAGAAAAAUGAGAUCACGGAGUUGGCUUCGAAAUUAAUUAGAAAAAAUAGUGGGGGCGAUACGAAUGGUAAUAAAUCAAAGAAGAAAAGCACGGGAACGGUGAAACCGAUUUCAGUGAAAGACGAGAAGAUUUUAAAUCAAGCCAUUGAAAUUGCUACGGAAAUUAGUACACGUUCUAUGAACGAUUUAGUCUCACAAGAUUCACCGUCGACUCAAAGUCCAAGACGUAAAUUUAGUUUUCGAUUUCCGAAUCUCACACAUCAUAGUUUAGAUAAAGACAACACAGGACUUGCGUCAGGUUCACAUUAUAACGGAAACUCUGGUACAAUGACGCACAAUAAAGAUCGUAAAAAUUUCUCAGAUGAAUUGAAGAAUAUUCCCGAUUUACAGCGUUUUCGAUCGUUGACUGAAAUUGAGAAAUACGAUUCAGAUAUUCGGAUUCCGCUUUUCGAUAAAGCUAGCGCGGAUUACUGCUUCAAGAAGUCGAAAGAGUUACUUAGUCGACCAUUGAACUUUGAAUUGGCAAAGGACUACGAUUUUGAGAGUAUUCAGAAGCAACAGCAACAGUUGGAUAAGAAAACUCGUGACUUGAUAGGCGAGAAUCUUCUGGAGAUCGAAAAUACUUUAAAAGCCUUAAAUCUAGAUUUUCUCCAAACAUAUAACGAGUUGGACAAAACAGAUUCCGCGGAAACGUUGUUCGACGAACCAUUUACUCAUCAUGCAUCGAAUGCAUCGAUUCGUAAUGGUGGGAGUUCAAAUAAGAUUCGAAAUUCAGCCUUGAAUUUAUAUAAAGGUUCAUCUUCACUGCAAUACGAAGGCAGUGGGGGAAGUGGAGUUGGAACGACAUACAACAGUAAUAAGUUAGAUAUUAAUCCAAGUUUAGAGAAGCAGUUGCAGCAAGCUACUUCCUUUGUUAGCUCUCAGAUCUAUAGCGAACUUAUCGAUAAGUUAGAUGAUAAACGGUCGACAACACCGGAUACAGGGUUCGCUUCACGCGAGACAAACAAUUCGUCGCGAAGAAGCAGUCAAAAAAGUAACUACAGUCCUCAGGAUACUUUCUACAGUCCAAAGGAAUUCAAUUUUCCCAAUACAAUCGAUUCGAGGCCUUAUAUGAAUGCUUCGAACACUAAGUCUUCACCGGUUAAAAGUAUGGUGAACACAAGUAAUAACUCCAUUCAUUCACACGUCCAAAAUUCGCCAUUGGGCGAAUAUUCCUCUUCCCGCCAGCGCUCAAUGUCCUUUACAGAUAACUAUGACCUGAAAUCGCCAGUCCUGUCCGAACCUCAAAAUCGUCCAGUCCGGAUAACGUCAAAUUUCUGCCAUCGCAGUCCCAACUCAUUUCGCAACAAACCUCGUAAUAUUAUAGCGUAUAAGCCGAGAAGUAUAAAAGCGAGGACUCUUCGAAGAUUGAGCUAUAAUCCUAUAAUUUUGGAUAGUAGUUCCUCGACAAGCAGUGAUGAAGAGUUCGAUCAUAGUAUAGCCCAUUCGGAGUGUGAUAUUCGCACCAAAAUGAUGACUUCUGCUAGAAAACGCAGACAAUAUAUGAACAGAAAGACUGCUCUCUCGGAUGAUCCAGCACAAAAUAAAAUUUACGGCUCAAACACUAGCAUCAAAUCCGCCCCUCAGUACAAUUACUGCCACGACAGACGACAGAGAUACGCUAAUCCACCCGGCUUUCGUUACGAAAUGGAGAUAAAUGAGAAAAUAUAUGACUUUGGGGGAGGACGUGGUCCUGGCAACAACUACGGGGCGUCCAUUCCGUCUGUUGGGCCAAAUUCUCUCAUAAAACCGCCCAGAGCGUUUGCAAUGAAUGGAUCCAAUUACGAUGAUGAGUUCCCUUACACAGAAUUUGAUGUCUCCAAACUCACGGGUAAAAGUCCAACAACACAUAACUAUUUCCAUUCGACUGAUAGUAAAGAUGUUCGAAUUACUCGCGAAGGUGGCACUCCGGCUAAGCCACGUCCACAGAAGCUGCAAGCUGGUCCGGCGCCUGGCUUCCAAUGGCCCGAAAAAAUAGCCGGAUCGACAGUUAAGCAGAAUGAUUUAAUGUGGCUGCAGCAACAAACCAAGCCCACUCCUAGUACAUUAUUUGAUGUCAAACGUCCAGUUAAACCAUCGUUUUCUAGUGAUAGUUCCUCAUCCGAUGAUACCGAUGAGAUUCCAUUUACACGGGAAUUCAAUCCUCGCGUACCACCUAGCCCCGCUCCAUGAAUUGUGAAUGAUUUUCUAGUGAGUAGUUUGCUCUAGGUUGUUUUAGGUGACUAAAAAGGUCAAUGUCUUUUUUCUGUGCUACCCUCGAUUGAAAGUUCGUGUGCUGCUAAGUGGUGUAACUCCGAAAAUGUAGCUCUUCUGUUUCAUUUCCUACAAAAUAGUGAUGAUUUAUCAAUGGGUUGGCAAACAGAUAGUUGUAGUUUUUGUUUUUAAAAAAGAUGUGAUAUUUCAUCCACUUACUUUCCAUCAAUAAAAUGAUACACAUAAUAUGAAAUAAUAAUAAAAAGGUCGUUAUUUUUAUUUUUUUUAUAAUGAACUUUUCCGUAUCUGAAUCCAACCUCCCUUGUUGGUAAUUAGCUGGCAUCUCUGCUGGCAAUUUUCGAUUAAUAUCGAUUCAUUUUCUCUUCAGUGCACGAUGAAUGGUUUUGUUAUUUUUAAAUUUAAGUUGAUCGGAGCUUUAUUAGCUUUAUUAGUUCCAAACGUUUCCUAUUAGAUUGGCAUUUAGUGGUUGAUAUGACUGGUUUAUUUUGCCGAUCCCAUUUGAGGCUAUACAUUACGGGAGCAGUUUUUUGGGUGGUUGUAAAGAACCUUUCGGUUCGGCCAAAUUUGUUCAAUUGCACCAUAAAUUUUCGUCAAGAUGUUGGUAAACCAAACUCGCUAAUGUCCUGUGCUAACAAGUGCCUUUACAGGAUAUUUCACGAUAUAUUAGGAAAACCUUUCGCCUUCCUUAUACCAUAUAUAUGGUGGCCUCGAGGAACCUAAUUAGCACUGUGGUGUACCGUUUUAAUCGCACAAACUUCUAAGAGUGUGAUUACUGUGGGAAGGGCAAGUGGAAUCCAGGAAUCCAGCCGGCUCAGAUGGUCAGAGUCAGCCUGUCGCGUUUACGAUGGAUAUCGGCUUCCCCACCCUACAACAAGAGAUUUCUUUGAGUCUCCAAAAAUUUGUUCAUCUGAGGCUUUCUUCCUUCUCUCCGCAACUUCAACGAGUCUGUCGGCGUGGUCUUUUAUAGACCAAUGCUUGUACGCAUUCGCAUGCCUCUGGCUCUCGCAAUCAGCUCUUUUUAUAUCAGGGCCAAAUCCUUCCCGACUUGGCGCAGGUGGUGUUACUUCAUCUGUAGUCAGUAGCUGUUAAGUAGUGAGAGCAGAUUUCGCCCUUGACAGUGACCAGUGGAACACCAACUGAACCCACCAAGGGACUACCAAGAACAAAGCUUCGCCUGGGCUCUUCAUUUCCCUCUUUGCACCAUAUGCAAUUUCACUGUUUUGUAAAGCUAAAAAGUGGCUCACUUGUGAAAGUGACUUCAGUUCUCAAUCGGUAUCAAUAUAUUUUUUGAAUCUGUUACACACUGUUUGACGUCUGUUUCUAUGAGAGUAAAGGUUCCACGGAGUACCUUGUUUUAUAAAAGUGUAUGUUUACAGCGGCCUGAUAUAUUCGGUUAUUCUUCAAAGAAACGACAUUUCAUUCUUUUCCGCAUUCGCCUCCUACCUAUCUCGGCAAAAUUGUCUGUAUUUUCAUAUUUACUAGCUCAUCUACUGACGAAAGCACUUCUCCUAUUCAGCUUUUUUCCAUGUUUGGUAAUGAAAAACGUUUCGAAUGCUUUUUUUAUUGGAACACUCAUUCCUGUUUGUUUGUCUUCAGGCCCUUAUUCAGAAAAGAUAAAACUAUAUGAAGGGUCGGGGAAAUCUAUUAAGGUUUAAACAAAUUGUAAGACAUGCUUUGUGAGAUAUUGAGAUGAAGUUAACGAAACUUGGUAGUUUAUUCAUCAUCAUCAAUGGCGCAACCACCAGGCAUCCUGGUUUUGGGUCAAAGUCCACCAAUUCGAUAUCUCUAACAACUGUCUGUUGUCCUGGCCUAACCUACCCUGGGUCAAAGUCCACCAAUUCGAUAUCUCUAACAACUGUCUGUUGUCCUGGCCUAACCUACCCCU